AUGGCACUUUUGCUGCCCAUGUUGUGUCCAGGUAAGAUCUGUUUUCUGGGGUUGACAUCUGUCUGAUAUUUGGUGGGUGCUUUGUGCACUUACACAAAUACACAUCACAGUGAUAGCCGGUGUCUUUCUCCAACAGCUGUAUUUCUGAGUUCUCCUUUAAGCUGCCCCCUUGUGCAGGAUUUUUACUGGGUUACUGUGUGAUCAAUUGUUUGCAAAAACAGCCAAAAACUGGAGGCAUCUUCAUAUGUUUAUGGACAGUGUGUAGCAAAUGUACUCUAACCCUAAUGGCUGCAUUUUGAACAUUUGAACAUUUUGGUACAGCAGCACAUAUACUGUUGCUUGUGUUGCUUUAAUGUGUGGUUAUGCAAAGGAAACAAAGAAUAUAAUGUUACUUUACUUUCUCUGUGUUGAUGCAGGGUUGUUUCUCUUUACAUUUGCAGCUCAGCGUCUGCGAUACUUUGAGAUCCUAACUGAUGAUAACUUUGAGUCAGCAGAUGUAGCCUUCAAAAAGUGUAAGGAGACAAAUGCAUCAAUGAUGACUUUGUAUGAUGAGCAGGAUGCCAAAUUUGCAUUCAACUUCACAAAGGGCUGUGAGGAACUGGGUCUCACAAGAAAGUGCUGGCUUGGCUUGCAGUAUGUUGGGAACUGUUCCAAGUGGUCCAGUGGUGAACCUGUCACAUUCCUAUCCAACAACAUAACUACACAUCAUUCAAGAAAUGAACAAACAUGUGUAGCCAUUGAAAACAAGGAAUGGAAAAAAUUUAACUGCUCAGACAAGAAAUUCUUCAUGUGCUCCAAGGGUAAGUUCGAUCAUAACAACAUGUAUAAAGUGCUAUCAUGUCAAUAAUACAUCAAUAAGGUGCUCACCGUGACAACACUAACACAUCAGUGUAUAGCUAAGGUACAUUUUUUUGUGUUUGCUUUUUCUUAGUCAGGAUGAUAAUAGUUUUUCAUUUGAUUGUUAGUUUUGCAGAUAUUAAGGCUGUUUCAACUCUUCAUUUAUUUUUUCCAUGCUAUGCCACAGCUAACUUUACCAAAGUCAAGAAAGGAUCCUGAGUUGUAUUGAGCACAUAAACUGUUCAUAAACUGGAUUACAUUUUGGCUCUGGGCUGAACUUCCAUUGAAGCAUCUAAAAUUUUAUAUUUUAAAGGAUUCUUUUUUCACCAAUUGUUCACAAAAUCCACUUUUUGUGUUGGGAGGGGAAUUAAUGGAAAGACCACAGCUUAAGAAACACAUUUAUUUCUGCAGCUUUCUCUGUGCUUUGAAAACAUGGGAUAAGAUAUUACUGUAAAUAAGAUUUUAAAAAAGCGCUCACUUCCUUAUUUUUAUUUUUAUUUUAAUGAAGGAUAUUUGCUUCAUAUUUUUUUUAUCUUUUGCAGGUGAUAAUUACACUCUAGUUGAAUCUGCAAAGACUUGGUGUCAGGCUCUUAAGCAUUGCAGAAAGAAACACGCUGAGCUGGUCAGCAUCCACAAUGAAACACAAAAUGAGACAGUCAUAAAUCGUGGAAAAAACAAGAGCUUUUGGAUCGGACUCCAGCUGGAUUGUUGGAGGUGGGAUGACAACGGCUGUUCUUCGUUCAGAGAAUGGACAGGCUUAAACAAUGAAGGAACUAUAGAUGCUAAAUGGACAGGGAUGGGUAUUAAUGACCAAUCAGUUUCUCUUAAUCGAAUGGCUGAUGAUAGCUUUGGUCUGUCUCCCUUUUGCGCUAAAGGUAAGCAAAAAUAUUAACAAACCCCAUUUACAUUGAAGUUGGGAUGUUGUGUAAAAUGUGAAUAAAAACAGAAUACAAUGAUUUGCAAAUCCCUUUCCAUCUAAAUUUAAUUAAACACACAAGCAAGACAAGAUAUCAAAUGUUCAAACUGAUAACCUUGAUUGUUUUUUUUGGGCAAAUAUUUAUUUAUUCUGACAUUGAUGCUGUAACACAUUCCUGUUGGAACAGGGUCAGCCUUUCCACUGUGUUACAUCGCCUUUUCUUUAACAACACUGAGUCGUACAAUGAAACUUAACUUCUCAAUGCAUAGAAACAGAAAAUGUACAGCACCAAUCAUUGCCCUAAUAUUUGAACUAUUUAGUUAUGCACAAAGCACAUUACACAGCUAGUAUUACAGUAGCAAUAGCAGUAUUAACAAAUCCUCUGUCACAUACUAGGUAACGUGAGAAUCAAGGUCGUUAAUCAGAGUCAAACAUGGGAAAACGCCUUCGACUACUGCAAGAAACAUUACUCCCGCCUGCUGUGGAUCACAGAUAAGCACGAUCAGCAGGCUGUUGAACAAUGGCUCAACAACUAUGAUGUGGGUGUGGAUGGUCCAUUCUGGAUUGGUCUGAUACAAAGUCGUGUCUUUGGAUUCUGGAUUUGGGCUGGCGGUACGACAGUGUGGUACUCCAACUGGAAGGGUGAAGAACCACCUGAGAUGCCCAUGUCUCAGAAUUGUGGAGUCAUUGACAAAGAUGACAAAAAAUGGAGCGAUGAAAAUUGUCUGUACAAGCGACCGUUUCUCUGUGAGGAGGAUAUUAUCUACAUGUAG
Xyrichtys novacula (pearly razorfish) is the source of this 2526-nucleotide messenger RNA. Lineage: Eukaryota; Metazoa; Chordata; Actinopteri; Labriformes; Labridae. The record is from the annotation of a GenBank genome assembly.